Messenger RNA from Cinara cedri, 33345 nucleotides. Lineage: Eukaryota; Metazoa; Arthropoda; Insecta; Hemiptera; Aphididae. The record is from the annotation of a GenBank genome assembly.
UGACAACCUGUUCCGCGCAACGCGAUAUACGAUUCGAUAAUAUCCUAGACAGACAGACAGUGUUGUUUAUUUGUUUUCGUAGCACGGACACCGGGACCGAGAUCGCGUGCUGCUACCGUGUGCCCGUGCUCAGCGUGCAGUAGUCGUACGCUCAAAAACGUUUGACAAUCACGCGAGACCGUUGACAUCGGCGCCCAACCGCAAGCCGCUGUCGCGUUUGUCUAUCGUGAUAAUAUUUCUGGAUUUUUUUUUUUUUUUCUGUUUCACUGUGACCAAAAAGCGUUUUCCGUUCGAUUUUUCUAUCGCAGUUCGGCCGUCAUAAUUGACCAUAAUAAAUUAUUGUCAUUGCCGUAACAAACGUCUGUCCGUGUCCGCUAGAGUGCGUUACCGCGUUCGUGAAUAAUAGUAUUCCUUUGUUUACCUGUUCGCUUGUCGUCACUGUAUCCCCCACGGUCCCACAGCUGAUAUCCCUCCGUAGUCUCUUUUGUAUCAAUAUUUUGGCAAUUUAAACGAAAAUAUUGUCGUUUCCGUAGAUCCCGUGUAGAUAAUAGCUGGCGCGAUUCCAAUAUGUAUUUUUUGUGAACCAAACGGACCCAGAAUACGGUAGCCGCGUGCGUGCCAAUUCGUUGUCAGUGCAUUAACCACCAUGUCCGGUAAGUUCGGUGGCCGGUGGCUGGUGUACGCGGCCCUGCUGUUCCAGUUAGCCACACGGUCUGAUGGCAACUGGCUAAAGAACUUCGCCAAGCCCAAACCGCAGCUCCGGCUCAUGGAAGGCGUCCCCGAACAUUUACACAACGUCAUGCCGUACGAACAAGUGCAGUUCAGCAACCCCAACAUUUCCACGGCUUACGUCAGUUCCACUAAAUUCCAAGCUGCCGGAAUGGGACACUUGUAUUUCAUCACCAAUAAGUUUAUCCAAUAUAUACUCAGCGACCAGGCUUUUCCGGAAGGUAAGAUUUUGGUUAUUAUAUUUAUUGAUUUAUUAUUAAAUUGGCACCACAUGAUUUCCACAUCAUGUCCCUGUGAACCCUCUGAACACUUCGGUGUUCGACUAGAGCCACUGUUGAAUUAUCUAGAAUUGUUUAAUAAUUCAAAUUGAUAAGUAGGUACCUAGUUUCUUACUAACUAGGUACUUACCAUAAACAUUUGUCUGGUUAUUAUCCACAUAUUUUUAAUUUAUUAAGUAUAAAUUUAAAUGUACAGUGUUUGAAAUGGGGAAAAUUGGCCAAGGGAUGUAAACGUGUACAAAAAAUCGAAGUUUCUUAAGUUUUUAUGAAUUGUUUAGGUAUUAUAUUUAAGAUAUUUUUAUUUAUUAUAAAUGUAGAAUUCAUAAACUAUUCAAUAAAUUCGCCAAAUUGAAAUAAUAAACACUAGGCAAGUGGCAGAAUAAUAUGCCAAAUCUACUACAUAUCCGAGUACACAACGAGUCUACGAGGGUUCUAUAUUUUUUAGAAUAUGAUCUAUAAGAAAUAGAAAUAACUGUCGAUGUACCUGUAUGCAAACACCAACAUGCAUACAGCGUACAUGAUUUUUAAAAUUAAAUUAUAUUUAGUAUUAUAAAAUAUUAUGCAAAAAUAAAAAGUUUAAUUUUUGUAAUAGACGGGCACACUGUUUGUUAAACACCUACUAAGUCUAAAUUUAGUAUGUUUACUAUUCAAUGUUUAUUGUAAUGGUAUUAAACGGUAUCAAAAUAAAAUGAUUCCCUCAAAUGUUUAACAGAUUAUUUUUGUGAAAUUAAAUGUUAUAAAAGUGUAAGUUAAAAGAAAAAAAAUUAGUACUUAUUUAAUAAAAUAUCAUUGAGAUAUUAUCUUAUAUCAGUUUACAUAACAUUAAUUUUAUGCUUGGAAGAUCCAUUAGGUGUCUGAACCAGACCUUGACAUUUCUUUUCUGUUUACAAUUAUAAAAUACCUAUUUACAAAUUAAAUACAUUUUUGUAAAAUAUAACUUUAAUUUAUUUAUGUAGUUAAUUUAUUUAUUUAUUUAUGUAUUUAUGUACUAAUAAUAGUUGUACCCCUAACUUGUGUUUAAAACAUUUACUGAAAAAUUGAUUUGUUUCAUACCUAUUACCUUGUUAAAUUCAGUGAGCCAUGUAAAUUAUCGUUUUAAUAUGCAUAAAUAUAUUACCACCAUUUAACUCUAAAUAUUUUUUUAGUAAUAAUUAAUUUCAAUUUUUAAUUUAUACAGACUGAAUAAUGAUCUAUCUUUCUACUUAUAAAAUAAUAUGGUACCUGUCUAGUUAUUUAGUUUUAACUUUUAAGUCAAUGAUACAAAUAAUAAAAUUAAUGAAAUUAAAUAAAUAAAAAAAUGUAAUAUGUUCAAAGGUUAUCUAAGAAAAAUACAAUUUUAUAAACUUCUAUAAUUAAUCUACCUGUUGUAUCCAAUCACUUGUCAUGGUAAAACAAUGCCUGUCUACAACCUUUAUAGAUUUUAUUCAAACAUUAAUUAUUAUUUUAGGUACCUAACUGUUAAGAUAUAGAGAAUAUUGAUACUAUAAUACUUAAUGCAAGUAUGUUCAUAUAUUGUUUUGUGCUAAACUGUAUCUAAAUUUAUUAAUUAUGCUUGGGUAGGUAUUUAAAGUUAUGGAUUUUCAUGAAUAUUAUUUUGUUAGUAAAAAUUUAUUUUUGACAUUGUUUUCUGGAAAAAAUAAUUAAUAGUUGUUAUUGGCAACCUAUACAUAACAUAUUCUGAGAUUAAUUCAGAUAUCCCAUGUGUGGGCCAGUACUACGGGUGAUGCUGAAGUAAAGCUCUGCUAAUAUAUAUACAUAUAUUAUCUAUAUAAUUAAAUUAUAAAACAACUUUUUUUAAUUAUUUGAUGAAACAAUAUAAGAACAUUGUAUAACUGAAUUUAAUAUAAUCACACAUUUGCUUAAAAUAUGACCUAUGCAUUGGCUAUUAUAAACUAAUCAAUAAAAAUAAUUUUUAUGAAUGAACAUAUUUUUACUUGAACCAGAAAAAAAAAAUUAACUAACUAAACAACAAGUACUUAUAAUUAAAACUAAUUUUACUUUUAUAAUAUUUUAAUUUGUACGUAUCAUAAAGAAAACCAUAAUAUUAUAGGAAGGUACCUAAUUAAUAAAAUUGUAAUUAAAAUGAAAAUUUUCAAUAAAACUCAUUUACCCAAGUAAUAAGAAUUUUUCAAACCUUGUCUACAACAAUAAUUUUACCGAGUAAAAAAAAAUAACUUGGUUAAAAAUUGCCAAUAACUAAUAAUUAUCUAAAUUGAGAAAAAUACAAAAUAUGCUUCUAGAUUUUUUUUAUUUUCGCCUUUUAGUUUUGCAAUUAAUUAUUGACCAUAAUAUUGUAUAAACAAAUUGAUAUUAAUACUUAAUACUAUCAAUAUUAAUAUACUAAAAACAUAAAUAUUUUAUGUAUAUUACUCAACAAUAAAUAUUACUUUAUAAUAAAUACUUAAUGAUAGGUUAGGUUUUUAAAGUAAAAUACAAGUAAAUUAUUAUUUUAAUUCUUAAUACUAUCUCACAAAAAUAUUUUUAAAUAUUAUUAUAUUAUAUUAUCUAUAACUAUAAUAAAUUCUGAUUAUAAUUUAAAUCUUGGAACCUUGUAAAAAGAAAUGUAUUUAGAUAUUCUUGUUUUAUUUUAUUUUAAACAUUAAAAAAUUAUUGACUUAUAAUAUAUAAUAUCAUAAAUAUGUUGAAACGUUAAUAAAUAUUAAAAAAUAAUAAUAAUAAAUUUUAAUAACUCACUAUAGAAUAAAUAAAUGUACAGUUUUAAAGUUUAAUUUUUAUUGGAAACAGCUAUCAAGCAUACCCAAGCUAAUAGAUAUGCUGUAGACAGAAAGCUUGAACUUAAAAUAUCAUACCUAGUUAUAUUUUGUGUUUCUUGUGAUUUUGUUUCUAUCAACCCGAUACUUCGUUUUACUGCUUUUAACCAUUUUAUAUGCCGAUAUGUCUGUUCUUGCUUUGUUGUUGUUGGUUUGGUAAUAUGUGGUAUCCAUUCAUGAUUUUCAAAUUUAACAUUUAUGGCUACUGCAGCCGCUUUAGCUGAACCAUGUACUGCCAUAUCGAUGAUUGGUGAUCGUAUUACAUCUAUUCCUAAAAUAUCGGCUUGAUAACUUAGUAGAUUAUUGUAAACAGAAUACGGACCAUCUACAAAUAACUGACAAGGAUCUAUACCCAUAUCACUUUUAAAUGAAACACACACGUCUUUCGUAUGGAAACAUAAUGCUUCAAGGGCAGCUCUAAUUAAAUGUUUUUUGUUAGUAUAAUGAGUCAUUCCACAUAUAAUGCCUUUGGCUUGUGGUUCCCAAUAAGGUGCUCCUAAUCCAUUAAAAGCUGGGACAAAAUAUACGUCACUAACAUCUAUGUUUAACGAUACUAUUUCUUCAUGGCUGUUAAUAAUAUUCAUAUUAUGUUUUAGCCAAUCUAUUGCUUUUCCACCGACUGAUGUCCAACCUUCAAAAGCAUAAACUGUAGGUUCAUUACCAAUUUUGUAUGCUAUUGUUGUUAAUAACCCAUAUUUAGAAUUAAUUAACUCUGUUCCAGUUAUACAAGAUACAGUACAACUAUCACCAUAUCUACUCAUUAUUUGACCAGGUUUUUGGAGAUUCAUUCCAUACAAAGCAGCUUGAUGAUUAGCGAAUAUGGAUCCUAUUGAUAUACCUUUUAAACGGGUCUCUUCAAUAAUUCCGUACUUUUCAGAAGAACUUUUGAUUUCUGGUAGUAAAGAUAUUGGAAUAUUAAAAACUUUACAUGCUUCUGGAGACCAUUUUAAGGUUUUUAAAUUCAUCAACAGUGUACGAGAAGCAUUUGUUACAUCGGUUAUAUAUAAGUUACCUUCUGUAAGUUUCCAUACUAUCCAAGUAUCUAAUGUUCCAAAUCUAAUCGUUUCAGAAGUUUUAAAGUAUUUUAUAUUAUUGUUUAUUAUCCACUUUAAUUUAGCUCCACUAAAUAUGGAUGUUACUUUUAAACCGGAUGUCUCUUCAAUUUCUUUAAAUAUGUUAGGACUUCUCGAUUUGUAUUCUUCAAUAAUAAUAUCAGUACGAGUAUCAGUGUAAUGGAUUGCAUUAUAGAGUGGUUUAUUUGAUUCUGAAUCCCAUGCUAAUACAGUUUCUCUUUCGUUUAUAAUUCCAAUUACUUUAAUAUAAUCUUUAGAUAUAUUUUUAAAUUUUAAUUGUUCUAUUACCUCGUCAAUAGUCGCACAUAAAGCGUCCCAAAUAGCUUCAGCAUCUACUUCAACCCAUUUAGGAUGCGGUUCAAUGAGAUCAACAGAUUUGGAUGCUUCUGCCAAAACAUUUGCGUUGUCGUUGAGUACUGAGAAAUUAACACUGUGUGAUUCAACAUUAAUCACUCCAAUUAAUUGGUCUGCCUUCAUUUCUGUUCUAAAAAGGAUAUGUAUUAAGACGAGUCAAACUGUUAACUAAAAGCCGAAAUGAAUAAUGUGUCAAUAUAUUGAGUUUAAUAGUAUAUAUAAAUAUAGAUAUUUCACAGCUGAUAAAUUUUUAAUGUGUUUAACAAACGAUUUCUAUUGGUAGAUAGGUACUUCGGUUGUGCAAUAUCAUCAAUUUAAAUUUAUAGAUAGUGGAAAGGAUUUUACAAGCUAUCGUGCAAUGUUCACUAGUUCAAUAAUAAAUUGUUAUAGAUAAUAGAAUUUGUUUUAUGAAAUUGAUAAAAAUAUUGUGUGAACUUUAGACUAAAUAAAACAUGAAAAUAAGGAUUAGAAUAAUAUUUUUUUGAAAUAAUAUUCUUACUAUUCAUAGACGUCGUUUUUUCUGUGGUCGCCAUUUUACGACGUGCCAGCAAUAAUUCAAGUACACAAAACAAAAUCAGCAAAUAAAUUAUUAAGUACACUUUUGCAUUUAUGUCGAAAUUUCCAUCUACUCGGUAGUUACAACUUAUUCAAAGUUAUCUUAUCUAAUCUGGGUAGGAUUUAAAAAACAUUCCUGUAGUAGUUUUCGAGUGACUAUAUUAUUUUAUCAUCGCGAAUAAUUAUCACGAUUUAUCACGGAUGAUAUUUCGUUUCAGGCGGCACGCCAUCAGAUUGUCCAGUUUGGCUGUACUGUUUUUUUAUUUUUUCCUAAUGCAAUAUACGGAAAAGGGUAACACUGUACGUACUUAAAAUACCGCGUUCGACAACACUUAAAAUUGUAAUCUUUUAAACAUAGUUUGGAUACCAUGGCAAAAGUUCAACGUUAUUCGUUAAUUGCGUGACAUUAUUUCAAGGAAUAUUGUAGCAAUAAUAUUAUAAUAGGUACCCGUCGUCGAAGUCGUUGAACUCUCAACUCUAAAAUAAAAAUGUUAUAUUAUGGUGUAUUUGUCGUUCGUCCAGUUUCGACUAUUUUUAAUAAUCUUUUUUAAUCGUAUUGUCGAUAAUAUUUCGCAAAUGUUUAUUGUAAUUAUGUAUGUGUUUAUAAUACCUCGAAGAAAAUUUGUUAUAUAUAUACAUUUUGUUUAAUUGUUAUGUUAUGUUAAAAAAAUUGUCACGGUUCGAUAAUAUAUGCAUUAUAAACUGGCGCCGCUGUUGCGAAGACUUCUCGGGUUACCGAAUAUAAAAUAAUAUUAACGAUUUUGUAUAUAGACCUUAGAGUAUGUAUAAUAUUAUGAUAUUACUCCGUAUCGAAUUAUUGACAUUUUAUUACAAAUUAUAAUUAUUAUUAUAAUAAAUUAAAUAGCGAUUAUGAUUUAAACAAAUUAAGUGAGUAAAUAAUAAUGUACCUAUUAUGUUUGUACAUAAUUGUAUUUAGUACCUAUUGUUGUUAUUGUUAUUUACACUGUGUUAGGUCAAGCAAUAUUAUAUUGUAGGCAGAAUACAUUUUCUUAAUUGUAUAAUUUAGCACUUUAUUGUGCAAUAGUACAAAAAUCGACCAUAUUAUAUUUGUUGUUUUUAUCGAAUUUUCCCCGAAAAUAGAGACCAUUGUCACUGCAUUGUGUCUUUUUCCUGAUACAUUUGGACACUUUUAGCGGCUUCCUCUGGACCAAAAGAGCUCAAACUCGAGAAUUUUUUGUAUAGGUGGAUUGAAAUGAUGAACUGUUGUCGAAGAUGUGCCAUUAGAAGUUUUCAUCUUCCUGCCCCCGUCCCAACCGUUAAUAUUUUAUCAAAAAUCUCGAAAACUAUAGGGAGGUACCUACUUUACUUAUUUUGACACAUUAUUUCUUAUCGUGUAAUAAAAAAACAACUCGUAGAAUAUUGUAAUAAGUCAACGGAAAGAAAAUUCAACUUUAGCUGCACUCGUGUGUAAAAUAGAGUUCUUGCUGGUGUUGAGCACUUAGGUUGACUCGAAAUAAUAUACCUGAUGUUCGUGUAUUAUGGUUUUUAUUUAAUUUGGACACGACAUUAGUAUUGCAUUCCAAACGUUAUUAAACGGAACUUGAAAUACAAAUUGUGGAGUAUAGGUUGAAAUUAAGAGUUUAAAUGUGAAUAACGAUAUUGGAAAAGAAGAGUAUUAUGUUUAAGAGCACUAUGAUCCUUUUUUUUUUUGUUUCAAAACAAUAAAUCAUUUAGCUAUUUUCAAAAAUGAAAAACUUCACAUGGAUUUUAAAAGAUAAUAUAUAUUGAAAAAAAAAGCUGAUGUACAAACACAGAUAGUGUUUUUACCUACAUAAUAGGUUUGGUAAUGGUCAAUUCCACAAAAUUGGUCUGUUGAACACAAAUUUGCCAUUUCUUAUGUUUAUACAUACAAUAACCACUUCCUCUCUUUUUUUUCUUUUUUUUUAUACUAGCUAUGGAUUGUACUGACCAUUUUGAAAAAUAAUCUUUUUAAAACAUCGCGCGAUGGAUCGUUUUGAUCGAUAACCGAAAAUGUUUUAAAAAAAAAAAAAAUCGUUCUAAAAUAAUUACUAUAAUAUAGCCCUGCCUGCAGUUAAUAAAAUAAAAUAAAAUGAAAAUAUUUAUACCUAAAAAUUAUCUUCAUUUCUAUAUAUAUUAUAAUUUUAUAAUUUAUUAUAAAUACUCAUAAAAAUGUCUGGUGUUUAUUGCCCGUAGAUUAAAUAAUAAUAAUAAUAAUUCAAAAUAAUUAAUCGGCCUUAUACUUUGGGGCGAAUGUGAAUUAUUGCUCCUCAAUGAUAAAAUAUUAAAUAAUAGUAAUUAUCCGACGUGUUUAUGUUUAAAAUGUAUUAUUUUUGAAUUUUUUAAGUAUUUUCAUACCUAUAUUUCGACCGAGUAACUGUGAGUACAUUGCUAUUAUUAAUAAUACAUAAGUAUAUAUUUUUUUUCUUUUGCAGUCUUCAUUUUGUAGGAACACAUUUUUAAACAUUGUGUACAACGGAUAAUACAAUAAUAUAAACACUACACAGUAUCAUAAUAAUACAUACAAUUGUUGUUUCAUCAUAUAUAGCCUCAGAAUUUAAAUGAUGUAAUAAAAUCUACUAGACUUUGAAUAUGGAUUCGUCAAAUAAACUUUGAUCGUUGAGUUGUAUUACUUACAAAAAAUACUAAAUUCUGAAAUAUUUUCCACUGACCCACAGCGGGAUUAUUGUUACGCAUCGACUUAUUGUACGCUUUUAUUGAAUACCUAUGACAAAUCGUAAAACUGACUGUGUAUACCGCUGCAAAUCGAAAUGUAAUCCAUGAUUGGAAUCGAUUUUUUUGUGAGGUUGAACGCGACAAGAUUUUACACUUUGAUCACAGUGGUAUUUUUUAUUUUUGCCAAUAUGUCUGAACUACGGUGGAAAUUUUCCUGUUUUUCCCCAAAAGCUGCUGAUGCAUCCACACUAGGCAAACAUAGUAAAAAAACGCAUUAGUGUUUUUAUUAUAUCGUUAAAAACCGAAUUAAACCGAAACAGAAUAUAGUUGAAUCAAUAUGACUAGUAGCGUGUAAACCCGCCUUCAUGUAUAUUACAAACAAAUCAAGCAUUUCGCGCUCGGUUCGUUGCGGAAAAAUUAAUCGAAAGUGUAUAAUUAUAAUGAUAUUUAAAUAUUAUGUACAAAACAUCGCGAACAAAAUAUUUUAAGUAAAUGUAUACUGCGGGACAUAAUAUUUUAACGCUCCAACAGAUCGCGACAUUUGCGGUUCCUGAUGUUUCCGGGAUUUGUUAUAUCGCAGACGAAUAUUUUUAAUGGGACGAUUAUUAUGGAAUUUACAAGUAUAAUUGAAAUCUUAAUGUUUUUAAAAAUAAAAUUACACUGCGGAAAAUUCGUUAAUCAUUUUUCAGCUCUAUAAAAUGUUAAAACAGUUGCAUUUUGCAAUGUUUUUAUAUUUGCCUAUACCUCAGACAUAUUACUGACCAUAUCUGCCGUAGGGUACUAUUGUAAUCGAGGGGAGUUAGAAUAUUAUAGGGUUAGGUUUAAUAUAAUAAUAUUAUUUUGGGUAUUUAAUAUUUCUAAGUCUGUAUUAAUAUUAGAACUUAUAUUAUGGUUAAAACAAUAGUAUAAGUUUUGAAUACCCAAAAUAAUAUUUACAUUAAUUCAGUUUUAGAAUAAUUACACACACACAAUGAAAUAAAGGAAAAUAAUUUUGAUAAUAUUAUAAAUUUUCAAACCGAUUUUAAAAAUAAUAUCUUAUAUCAAUACAUUUUAGAUAAUAAAUAAUAACCAAACAUAUCUAUGUCUAAUAAUAACUAAUUUUAAAUAAUCUCUACUAUUAAAAUAAAUUAUUUCUAUAUAUUCCUUCAUUUAAUUUUUUAUAUUCAGUCGCGUUUUACAUUUUGACUAUGAUACAUUUUCAUAAUACUCAAGGCGAUACAUUCAUUCAUUUAUUUAUUUUAUUAUAUUUUAUUACACCUAUUUAUAACUAAAAAUAUUAUAUUUUGUUUGACUUUGUCAGUAAGUCUGGUUCACUAGAUUUUCAAAUAAUACCUAAAAAUGUUAUUACUAUAUUAAGUGAAUUGAAUCGGCCGAAAAGGGAAGGAAGGGUACGGUUUUGGUCGAAAUAUACCCGUUUUUUUAAUAUUGUAUAGAUGUUAGAUGUAGAUAGAUGUUUCAAUUUAAAAAAUCGCAGGGCGGAAUAUCGGGGUUUCUUAAGGUACGGUGUAUAAAAAUCUAAGAGUUGUUUUGCUAACCGAAAGAAAGUGUGGCGGUUACACUUUAAAUUUGAAAACAAUUCAAAACCCGAAACCAAGAUAAUUAUAAAAAUAACAUAGGCACCUAAAUGUUUUUUUUAUUAUAUGCACAUAUUUGUGUGUACUUUCGUGGCCAUUUUUAAGGCUAAUUUGAAGUUUAAACCAUAAUGAUAACAGUGUGUAUGUAGAACAGCUAUUAGUUAGCUAGCUUAUGUUCAAUUUGAAUUAUCUAUAAAUACAAUGGAUCCAUUCAAAAAUUGUUAUAUUAAUAAUUAUUAGUUUAAUUAACAGACGUAUUGAAAACUCAUAAUUUUACUAUCCACAAUCUAAUUAUAAAAUAUUGUUAUAAUGAUUGAUUAAUAAGAAUUAUUUUUUUCAAAUAUCUCUACAAACGUGUAUUGAUAGUGUAGCUUACUUUACUCGUUACUUUAUUAUUAUUAUUUGUUAAGUAUCGUCAUAAAACAAUACAUUAUUCUUUAAAGGUACUUAUUAUGUGUUUUGUUUUUAUUUAAGCAUUGUUUAAUAACAAAAAAAACCUUAUUUGUUUUUAUUUUCAAACAAAAAUAAUGUAAAUAUCUAAAUAAAUAAACAAUAUUGGAUAUUAUUUGUGAUAUUCUCUGUUAUUUAUGAUAUCUAAUUUUUUUAACGAAUUUAUAUAAUAUUUAGUCUACUUAUUCUGUUGUAUGUUCAACUAAGUGAGAAUUAUUAUUCCAAUAGUAAAUACCGUCAUUGUUUGAAAAAAAAAAACGACGAUGUAUAGAAAUUACAUUAUUCAGAUAUAAUCUUUUUUUUUUAUAGGUAUUUCAGUUUCCUAGUGAUAUUUCACUAGGAAACUGAACAUGGCCUCAUUUCACUAGUGUACUCUUCUCGCCGUAAUUUUCUAUCUUCUGUUAUCUUUUUUUAUGUCUGCUUACAUAUUUCAGUUACUAUAUAGGUUCCUUGUCGCAGGUUUGUGAAUCAAAGUUCGUUCGUACAGAUGGUCCUUUUACUUUUAUUUUUCCUUUGCGUAAACCCUUAAAUAGCUAACUGUAAAUGUUCAUAGUUAAUUUAUGAUUUGUAUUAAUAGUACUUUUUUUUGUGUGUGUGUGUGUGUGUUUUUGAAACUCUAGAGUAAUUAAACUUAACCUAAAUAAAAUAUGUCGGGGAACAUUUUCACGUAAUUUUGUAUUUUCGCACGCCGAUUGCGUAUAUAAUAUUGUGCACAACUCCGCCGUGAGUGAUGACUAAUGAUUAUAUUCUUGUUCCAAUCUGUUAAUGACAUGACAAGAGGCCAAAAAAAAAAAAAAAAAAUAGAAAUGCCUUGUCACAGAUUUAGACAAGUCUCGAUAUUAUUAUUUUCUAUGUCAAAUAUACAAGGUGAUUUUGUUAAGAUGAUUUACAAAAAUGUGAAAAAUUUAUUUUAGUCGUUAUAAGUUAUUAAAUAUGUAGAAUUGUAUUUACUAUGUACAUGUUUUUUUUAAUUUUAUCAUUAUUUCUUCUACACCAUAAACGCAUAAUAUCAUCUUUUGAUUUUCAAAUCACGGCUCCUUUUACUAUCAGAUUCAAUUGGAGAAUAUGUUUCCAGACCGUUUAAAAUUUAAAACGAAGGCGUAUGGAAGGGUUCACUAUUAAAAAAUGGGUAUGAAAUAUUAUUUCCAUUCUCUACUUCUGCUAUGUGAGGUUUUAAUUUUAAUCGUAACUAUAAACGGUGUACCUAUUAUAUCCAGUAUUAUUAUAGUAUUAGGCGUGUAACAUUUUUUCUUCGCAUCUUUGUUGAACAUAUUAAUUUGUUUAAUGGGUUAAUUUACCCCAUUAACAGAGGGUUGUCAUUUGAAAAUCAAAUGUUAACAUUCGUGUAAGGUGGUACAACGAGUAAGAGCUAAACCGGUGUUCAAAAAUAAAGCUUAAAAAAUACCACGAUUUAAAAACAAUGGAAAUCAAAUUUAAAUUUAAAACCUCUGCGAAAAUGGACUAGAUCAUGACAGAAAAAAUCAAAAGAUAUUAUUUUGUUUAGAACUUAUUUUAGAUUUUGAGUGGAGCGAAGAAACUUAUGGUAUUGCAAUGAUGUUUAUUUUUUUUUAUAUACUGUGAACAACUUUUCUACCAGAAAUAUUGAUCCGAUUUACAAGUGUAGCACUCUUUCUGAAAGGAAAUUAGACUGGGAUGGUACUUUAGAGAGGUCAUUUUUUUGAUUUUUCAAUUAGUUUUCUUAAUAAAUGGGAAAAACGAGAAAAUAGGUGCAAAAUUGAACAAAUAUUAUUAAAGAAAAUGUGUAAUUAUUUGACCAUAAUAUGACAUAUAUUAUAUAUAUGUAUAUUGUUGAGAAAGCAAAACUAUCAACCGAACUUCGCUUAGAAUCGUUUUUUCGUUAGCAUUGGCUUAUCAUUGCUUACAGAUAAACAUUAAAUUACCUAUAACAGUGGCUGCACCCGUCCCCAUUAUCAUCAGGACCGCUUUUUUUCGCUAUUUAAUUAUUAUGUAUAUUUUGUGAUUAGUAUUAUUAUUGUCGUUAUGACGCGUUUCGAAAAAAAUUUUUAUCAUAUUUUCGUUUAUUUUAUUAUUUUAGACGUUAUUUAGUAGGUAAUAAUCGCAGAAAAAAAAUUGAUUAAUAAAAUAAAUUAGUUACGUAAAAAAUUUAACAAUAGAUAGUAAGAUUUUUGCUGAUUAAAAUAUCAAUAUUUGAAAUGGAAUAAUAAAAAAAUAAUAAUAAUAUUAUUGUAUUUUUGCCAAUAAUUUUAUGACGUAUCUAUACUACUUUAAUGAUGCUAAGUAAUCUCAAUAUAAUUUGUAUUCCAUAACGAGUACGUCGUUGGUUUUGGUUUUUUUUUUUUUUUUAGUCAAGUAUCGUAGAUACCUACCAAUGUCUAAUAAAAUAAUGACAUUUCUCGUGAUCGAUGAUCGAUCAUGUAUUUUAUAUAUAUGUGUAUUUUUUACAAUAUAAUAUUACGAUUGGAAUUUUAUUUCUGUACCGAGUGUGGGUUUGUUUUUUUUUUUUUUCUACAUUGUAAUGUAUCAAGUCUCGUAUCGGUAGCUAGAGAAAACCGGAUUUAGUUCAACGCGACCAAUUUAUAACGGACAGCAGACUACACAACAGCACUUGACGGGUUUUUUUUUUUCUGUCUCGUUUUAUCAAUUGAGCUCGUUUAACGAAAGAAAAUCACGUACGUAUAAUAUAAUACCGGCACACAACAGCAACAGGCCGCGGCUGUUGUCACUCGUUAUUGUAGUGCUACUAUAUUGUACAGUCACUUUAUAUACCUACACCGUAUACCGUUUACGUAUUUCGCGCAGUAAUAUUUCGUUCACAUUUACAUUAUACAGUUGUUGUAAAUAUAGCAACAAUAAAAUAAUGUCCAUGUAACGCGUGCCCAAUAUUUUAUUAUUAUUGUUGUUAUUAUCAUUUUCCGUGUUUUCCGAAUUGAAAUUCGGCAAUCAGUUUUUUAUUCUCGUUUUAACGUCAUACAAAAACAUACGAAACAAUAACAAUAUUAUCAUCGAUUCGGAAUUCUGGAUAUCAUUAAUAAUAUUUGUGUGUAGCAUAACAAUAAAGGAACAACAACCCUAUCAAUAAGAUUUCGAUUCGGCAUCAAUAUCAAUGUUUAAUAAGAUCGUACCGUCUACGUCAUCGUAAAAAAAAAUUUUAUUUAACAACAAUAAUUCUGCACUAAUAGUCGACGGGUCAUGGUUCAAAGCGAGACUGAGGUCUAUAGUCCGAAAAAUAUUCUCGUCGAUUUUUGUUUUUCGAAUGUUAGAUAGCCAAAAUUUUGUUUUUUAAAAGCCGAGAAAAUCGAAUAAGCGCAUUAAUUGUUUUAGAGUUGCUACCGGUAUAAAAUAAAGAAAGCAAAAGACGGAUAUAAUUCGCAGUUCGCACGAUGUAGGUAGGCCACUGUUGUAGGUAAGAAGUUGGGAAGGUAGGUUGUAGAGGAGAAUUUAAUGUAUAUCUGCACGCAACGAUUAACCCUAAAGAAAAACAAUUCUAAGCGAUUUUCGUCAACAUUUAAUAUUAAAAUUCUUACUAAGUAAAAAUACUUCAUUAAACUCAACUUUUUCUUAUUGAACACUAAGUAUAACUCGUAAUGAAUUUCUUGUUAAAUUUUCAAGAAUUUCUGUUUGAUCUAAAAAUUACAUAAAAGAACUAAUAAAAUUAAAAUGUCUAUAAAUAUCUCAAAAAUGAGUUACAUGUUUUGAAAAUUUUAUCAUGUCUAGAAAAGGCAAAUAUAAGGUUUUUGUCCAAAUAUCAAAUCUGCGGACAUUUUAAACUGAAUAACAACAAAUGGGAUCUGGGCGUGACCAUUUUUCUGAAAAAAUUUAAAAUUAACUUUUUAUUUUCCAUUUUAUUGGUCUAUAGUCUUGUCCAAAUAUUAAAAUCGACUCAACCAAACAAUUAUAGAAAAAAAAAAUAUGCUAAUUUUAGCCGACACCUCUUUUGAUUCCAGUAUCUUUGAAACAUAAUAAAUAUUAUAUGUCAUUAUAAUAUAUAUAUAAUAUUUAGAAGCAUAUUCUUUGUCUGCAGAAUAUGAAAUUUAUAGGUAUGUAUAUUAUUAUUAGAAGGGUGAUAAUGUAUUAUUUUUGCUGGAAUUUCUAUCCGAUUGUACUUUAUUUGGAACAUUUAUUGAAAUUUUCAACAGUUUACCCCACGUUCAUAAUUUUUUUUUUGUUUGAUUUUUGUUAAUUAUCUAUUAUUUUUUCCUCGUCUUUGUGUGACUGCGGUGCGAAUAAUAUACUCGUGUAUAACAUACACGAGUAUAAUGUUAUGUAUUAUUUUUACGUUAUGACUACCACGGUAAACAUAACUAUUAUCUAGCUAUUAAAUUAUAUUAUAUUGUUAUUAUUAUAUGGUUGCCGGUUCGCUAUUCAUGAAAAAAAAAAUAUUAUAAUAUACGCGAAGCGAAAUAAUAGAAGCGACCGUGGCGCGUCGUUGUAACGGGUCGCUGGAGUUAUCAAAAGUGACUCAUCGGGUAUAACGAACUCUCCGAUGAUAAUGUUCUUUAUUCAUCUCCGCUCUGCAGUAUUGUGUUUUUUCGUCACUACCACCGCCGGCCAAUCGUAUUGAAUAUUAAAAAUUAUAAUAUACUAUAGUACAAUAUAUACGUGUUUUAUUUAUUGCUUUGAUCUUUAGAAAUGCAUAUAAUUAUAUCUAUAUCUUGUUUACUUGGAUAAUUAUUAUUUUAGUACGUAGAAAACGUUUUACUAUUCAUUAUAUUUUAUAUUGUAGCCCGUAUACUAUGACGAUGAUGAUGUAAUUAUUUUAUUCGUUAUUCGUGAACAACAAUAAAAUUCAGAAUAAAAUUAAUAAAACACGUGUCUGCAAUAUAUAGAUAAAAUUAUUAUAAUAUUUACAUUAUAUAUUUGAUAAUAACGUAAUCUUCUAUGGUAAUCAACCUUAAGGUUAGUUUUACAUCGUUCUUCCAUGCAAUUUCCGCUCUUCUCAGUCCGGCAUCUUUAAUAAUUGUAUUAAUUAUCGUUGUUUUAGGACGAUCUCUGCCUCUUUUGCCUUCAACUUGUCCUUCUAAAAUUCUGUACACUAUCAUCGGUACGAAACUCCGCAGCAACCUCCGCCAGCACCACAUUUUGAAACUUUUCAAAUAUCUUUUUUCUGCGUUGUUUAUCAACCAAGUCCCUGAUGAUCCGUAUAGACCUUAGAGCCACGCUCCACACAAAGACUUUUGUGACUCAUCUUCUCGGAGCAUGGUAAUUUCUUGGGAUUCAUAAAUGCGGGUUUCGCCUGUUAUCUUAGCUUUAAUUUACUUAGUGCUCUUGCUAUCUCGGGUGAUGAAACUUUUUAGGUAUUCAUAGCUGUUUACUUGUUCUAAACUUGAAUUUAGAGUCACUCUGUUGUGUUGUUUGACAUAACCUUAGUUUUAAUGUGAUAACGUAAUAUUUCAAUAAUAAUAAUUAAUUAUAAAUUGUAAUAUUCAAUGUUUUACUGAUUACUCAUGUUUAACACGAACAUUAUGUUCGUGUUAAUUAUAUAUUAUGUAUAAAAUUCUCAGGUCAUAGUAUUUGUUAUUGAUCUUCUCCGAAACAGCUUGACCGAUUUUUAUGAAAUUUUUUUUGUAUAUUUGGUUGGUCUGAGAAUAGGCCGUAAAGUAUUUUUCACCCUUCUACCUCCACCCACUAUUUUUUAAUCGUGAUUUUAGUAUUUUCGCUUAUACAUACACAAGUAACGUCAAAUAAUUUAAUGAAUAAAAAAAUGUUUUAAUUUGUGUUACACCUAUUUGCUUUCAUUCAAUUCGUAACACGUCCAAAACCAAAAAUAAAUAUGGGUAAAAUAAUAAUAAUUCAAAUUGGCACGGGCAAUGCCGGGUGCGGGACAUCUAGUAAUAUAAUAUUAUUUAUCAAUCAUGACUUUUAUCUCUAGAAUUGAUAAUGUUAUUAUCGUAGUUCGGUUCGUAGUAUUAUCAGAUAUAAAAUCUCGGAGAAAAAAAAAAGGAUAAUUUAACGUUUUACAAAUGUCUGCAUAUUGUUCAUUUGUUUGCAAUAUUUUAUUGAUAUUUUGCAUUUAUAAUACUUUUCAAAUAAUUUUAUCUUUUAUAAAACAAUAUUAUAUCGCAUAUUUGUUUUACACGGUUAAUAUUUAAUUCGUUAAUUCAUUAAUUUAAUUAGAAUUAUUCCGUUUGGUAAUAAAAUAAAAAUCGAACAGCAUUUUAUAUAAUAACAAAACUUUGUAUUUUUUGCCGCAAUCGAUUUUAUUAGUUUUUUUUGUUUUUUCCACAUGAAAUGACAUCCGGCUAUAGUUUUUUUUUUAAAUAUAUGUUCUAUUUGUACAAUGAAAACGUCUUACAAAGUACCUUAUUAAAUACCUGUAAUAUGCGCAUUUAAAUAAUUAUUGCCAAGUAUCCUAAAAAUAUAUAACCUUCGUGUAACAAAAUACUACAUUUCGGUUCUCGAAAGUAAAUCGGUGAAAUAUAUUUCUAUCUAUAGUAUGUGUGUGUUUUUGUCAUUUAAUUUUAACUCAUUCUGGUAAAAAUAUCUAAUAAAUAUUUUCAUUAUAUUUCGGGCAAUAUUUAGUCUAAAAAUUUCACGUAGUUAAAAUCGCUUGAACGUAAUACGUAAUCAUUUAUAUAUUAUUAUAAUAUGCAUGAAUGCAUGUAUAUAAUACUGUACAGUUCUUCUACGGUUUUUGAAGCAUAGUUUGAAUAAUAUGUUGUGGUGAUAGUAAAAGGAAAUCCACCUGACUAACUCGGAUUAAGGUCAAAGCUACAUACACCGAUCAGCUAUCAUUAUUCGUGUGUCUCGAACUCUCGAUACCUAGAAAUACCUAUACUGUAGACACGUUUGAAUACUGCUGCAAUCUGUAUACGAGUCCACGACUAAAGUUCACUUAAUUUUAAACCGAUUGAAACCUAAAUUACUUAUUAUUAUUUUUUACAUUUUUAAAACCUGUGUCGUUAUAUUGGAAUUGGGUACAGACAGUAAUAAUAAUAUAAUAUAAUAUACCAAUUAACAGUAUUAUAUUUAUAUAAUAUUUUCAUACCGGUGAUUUAUAUUUACGGUAAUAUUAUAUUUAAUGAUCGUUGCACUUUAAAAACUAUUUUUGUAGAUACACUGAAAUGUUGGAAAUUAUGUAAAAAAAAAAAAAGUUUUUUUACAUAACUCUCAGUGGCCUAUAAGUCAUAUUUUAUUAUUCACCUAACAAAUUAUUAAACCGUAAUGUUAUAAACUGUAGAAAAAAUACAUAAAUCGAGUUCAUUAUAAUAAGCGUCUAAACGGGGACACCAUCAUGCUGCGCAAUAUCGACGAGUAUACGAAGAAUUUUUUAAUACUCGAUUUCGUUAUAAUCCGGAAAUCAAAAAAAAAAAAAACCAGAUAAUAACAUAACGACGAAAUUGCAUUUCUUAGUAUAACACGUACCAGUCUUUUCAUCAUUGUGUGUCGUGUUGUUUUCUAUUAUUUAGUAUAGGUAUAUCGUAUUUAUUACUGGAACUCCUAGUCAUAAUAUGUAAUGAAUAUCUAACAAACAGUUACAAUAUAAUAUUAUAUCCGUGAAGAUGUCGAAAUAUUUACCAAAGCAAAGUAACUAUGGUUGAAAGUUAUUUUUUUUUUCUUGAUUAGUUACAUAAGAGUUGAAUUUUAAAAAAUAACAUUUUCCGAUUUUCUGAUAGGAAAUUUAGGGGGAUAAUUUUUUGAUUUUCCUUAAGGGUUACUUAAUAAAUGAUAAAAAUCGUUAAAAUUUACGAAAUGUAUUAUUUUCGAUUUUGUUUUUUUAUUGUGAUUCGGUUAAAAAUAUUCGUUGGGACUUGAAAUUUGGUGUAAAAUGCUGUAAAAUGUUCAAAAAUAGCUUAAAUAUUUUUGAACUAUUUAAAGACAUUUUAAUUUCGAAAGUUUGUAUUUAGUGGUUAUUCUAUGGAUAAAAUUGUUUGACCAAACAAAUGCAUUAUAAAUUUUACUUUGUGAAAACAGUCGAGUAAUAUAAAACAAAUUUUUUAUAAGAAUUUUAAUAUCAAAUUCCCCUUCAUAUUCUACCUUCCCAAAUUCAAACUUAUAAUAGUGAUCCAUCGUGAAAAUUAUGUCCGUCAUUUUUUUUUAAUUAUUUCUGUUAAUAAUUUUAACUUGAUUUAGCCAUUUUAUUAUUAAGGUGUAAGUUAUUUACAAAACUUAUUGUACUUAAUAUGUUUUUUCCAUUCAUUUUCAACUAUUUGAAAUUUUCAACAAGACAAGUGUAUUAUUUAUUAAGUGAUUAUACGUUAUACUAAAACUACUGACUUUUAUUUUAAUUUUCCAUACGUUAAGUACAAAAUGCGUUUAAGUAUAGUCAAUGGUAAUUAAAAAUUAAAUAUUUUCUUACUUUCAAUUUAUUGUUUUCCUGAAAAUAUGUAACUGAACUUUAAACUGUAAAUUACCUUUUAACAUUUUUAUUUGUUGAUAAUUUGUUAUAAUUAAAACAAAAUCGGUUAACUUGCCGAAUUUUGUAAAAAUUACAACAUAAUACAGUAAAACUGGUUAUUCUACCGAUUAUUCAGAAUUAUAUAUUUUAUGUUAUUGAUAAUUAUGCGUUUAUGCGUAUUAUUGAGAUUGCAUAAUUAUUUUUAGUUUCUUCUUUUCUUUUUAAACUUAAACGCAAUGCUGUUGCAGCUGUAACACGAUUUGUUAGCCAACGGAUAAAAAUAAAUGUAUUUUGUUUUGCUACAAUAUUUGUUGAUAUUCUUUUUUUAUCAUAUCGUUCAAUUAUUUCAAUUUGUAAAAAAAAAAAAAAGUAUUGUCAACUAAGCAAUAUUAAUAUCUGAAUCUCUAACUGUUUUUUCCUUGGUUUAAUUAAAUUUUAUAAGAUCAAAUUUCAGCCAGAUAACGCAUUAAUUAUGUAUAUUAUCACCGUUUAUUUUACGUAAUAAUCGAAUAAUAUUAUAUCGAAUAUUAUUAUCGACUUGUACUGUUUCAUUGCAAUAAACGUUGAUAAAUCGUCUUUACGGAAAUCCGUCAAAUAACAUGGUCCCUUUGUUUUUUAUUUCAAUUAUUUUUUUUUUUUUAUGAAUUAAACUACAUUACGAUUAUAUUGAAAUAGGAUUUAUUACGUCGUCGUGACGGUUGUUAUUUCGUAUAGACUGUUCGUCUAAAGUGCAAGGUUUAAUAACGUCUAAUUAUUUUUUUUUGUCCUUUAUAAUAUUAUAGAACUUCAAAAUUGAACGCUAUGAUAUUGUGAAUUGUGAUGCAGGAGUCAUAUAAAUUAUUAUUUUAUUAGUCUAGUAAACGGCGGACGUUUUUAUGGGGUGCACUGUCAAUUGAGCGACGCGACUGUUGCAAUUAUUAUAUUACUAUUAUAGCGGGGUUUUUUUUCUCCUAUAAAUUAAAGUAAAGAAAAAUUAAUCCGCAAAUAAAAAACGUCCCCGCAUAAUAAAUACUAAUAAUCGUAUCCAGUUAAUAUUUAUUCAAAUAUUAUUAAACACGAAUUAUAAAAACAAAUAAUAUCGUCGCUACAAUCAAAUCAACUAUAUAUUAUAAUAUAUAUUUAUAUUUAUAGUCGCCGUACAAUUUAUUAUACUUAAUAAUAUACGAUUGAACAUUGUUUGUUUUGCUAUAAUAUUGAAGGUCUAGUAUAUAGGAACGUAUCGACCAAUUAUGAAAUUAAAACAUUAAACCUACGUAAAAUAUAACACAUUUGUUUAAUAUUAAUAUUUUUUUGUUACUCAUUGAUAUGUUUAAUGUAAAAAAAAAGGAUGUCCAUCCAGUAUCAUUGGAGAUACGUCGUUCUACUACUAAAAACUACUUUAAAAUCUGAAUAUUAUAAGCUAAUAAUCAAAAUAUCAUUUUUGGUUGUUACGUUCCUUUAAUACUAGACCCCUCGAUAUAUUCUGAUGUAUUGUAUAUAUUUAUUGAUUUAUAUUAUUAUUAUAUAUAAGAGAACAUAUUUAUAUUGUGCGUCAUGUAUGGAAAAACCUAUUAGUACAAAUAUGUAUUUAAAUGUUUAACGAUUUGUGCAUUAAAUAAAGAAAGUAAAAAUUCAGCCUCGAGUAUUUGUAGUUUGUGUUCGUGUGCGUUUACAAGUGGACGUUUUGAAAGUUAUCUUUUUUCGUCUAUAUUGUACCCGAUAUGAUGAUUUUUAUUGACCAAUAAUAUCAUUUUUUAUUUGGUUAUUUUUGCAAUUUUAUUGUUGCAAAUUGAAUAAUAUUUUUUAUGCAAUCAUCAUCAAAAAAUAUGUUAUUAAAAUAUGUAUUCAUUUUGAAGUACAUGCUAAAUCUAUUUGCAAUAUUUUAAAUCGUAACACUAAUAAUAUACAUUGUUUUUCGUAAUUUCAUAGCCGAUACGAAUAGAAUGAGAGUAUAUUAUAUCAAUAGCUUAAAGUUCGUUGUUUUUCUUAAACUGGCAUUUUCAAUUCACAAAAAAAAUCGUCCCGCGUUUUUAAAAAGUGAUUCGGUUUUCAUUCAAUUAUUGUUAUUUAGGUGUACGAUUUUAAAAUAGUUUUUUCCUUUCCAAAUAUGAAUAUUUUAAUGGAUUCAUAUUACUGGAAAUAAAAAUGUGUUAGUUGCAUCAAACAUAUUAACUAAAAUUAAAAGUACGUGCGAAAACUUGAAAAAUAUGCAUUGAUAUAUUAUAAAUCCGUUCUCUAAUUAUUUUAGGUUAGUUUAUAUAUAUAGGUUGAUACUUGUAUAUUACUAAAGGAAUAUCGUCUUUGUGGUUUAAAUGUGAACUUUAGAGCAUAUUCCAUAUGGGUAAUAAUUAUUGUGUUAGUACCUAACCUUUAAAAGAAUAUUAAUUUUAAGAUGUCCCAGGGACAAACUUAAAUGAAUUUUCAGCCCGCGGAAUCCUUAAUAUGACCGGGUCAUGACAUUUACUCAUCCCCAAAAUUAUUAAAACCUAAAAUAUAUAUAUAUUUUCUAUGUAUUAUAUAUUAUAUAUUUUUAACUAUGCAGUAAUAAAAAAAAACAGUGAACAUGUGGACAUAAAAAAACUAAAAAUACUGUAAUGGGAUCACAGAAGCAGACAUCUUCUGAACUCCUGGUACCAAAUUUCGAGGUCAUAGCGAAUUUUGAUAAUUUUCAUGUGAAAUCUAAUUUACUGGCGGUAAUCAAUACACAACUGACCCCUUCUAAACUUCUAGCAUAGCCCUAGGUAAACAGAUUCAUCUAAACUUUUAUUACCGAUUUUCAAUUUAACAUUUUUUAUCAUAACAACUGGAAUACAAAAAUAUGAUAAGGUUUUUAUUUUAACGUACAAGCAGUGACCCACACCGUUGAUUUUCCCGCAUUCUCGCUCUUGGAUGUCCAUAAUAAAUAUAACAACCGAAUUUUUCAUUUUCCUUAUCAUUUAAAAAUGUUAAUUCAACAAAAUAAUAGUAUACCUGCAUUAUCAUUAAGAGGGCGUAAUACCCUUAUGUGUUGUCUCCGUCUUACAAACGUACGACGUAGGAAAUUUGCGUUCAGCAAGGACAGCAUUGUGCAGUUAGUUUUAGCUCCAGCUGUACGUCAGUAGUAUGAUCAUACUUCUUACGUCGGCGCCAUUUUUCGAUAUUUAAAUUUUUACGCGAUUGCUGUGAGCACGUUAAAUAUCACAGUUUAAUCUCGCAUACAAAUAUCGAAAAAUAAUAGCGCCAACGUUGCACAGAUAAUAUGCAUUCUUAUAUGCAUCUUUAAGUUUGAUCAUUGAUCAAUUCACUGUAAUUCAUGUUACAGAAUAAACUACCAACGCAAAGUUUUCCCCGCUGAACGUAAAUUUGUCAUGACAUAUACGUUUGUAAGAGAAGACAGCAAAUGUAGGUUAUUGCGUCCUCCUAAAACAACAAUUGUAAAAUAUAUUAAAACUACGUUAAACUAAUAUUUGUUUACUUUAAUAAACCUAUAUUGUUCAGUGCCUAUUCUGUUCAGUUUACACUAGUCAGUUCAGUUGUAAUCAAUGUUGGGGUGAUAAUAAUAUAAAUAAUAUAUAAUAAUAAUAAUAAUAAUAAUAAUAAUAAUAUAAAUAUUAUUGAAAACUACUCGUAUAUCGUAUAUAAAUUGAAUUCAAAUAAUAUAUAUGCGCUCUCAUUCAAUAUUAUUGCACGUCGUUAUUAUUGCACAUUGAACGAAGUAGGUUUUUAUACUAUGCUUUCAUUCAAUAUCAGUGUUGACACAUCCUGCAUAAUAUUAUAGUGAACGGUAAGUGAAUAGUGAAAAGUAAACGCUGCUAUUGACUUAAAACCGCACACAUUCAUUAAAUCAACCCGUCUUACCGUUCAUUCAAACUAUCGUUCAACGGAAUAAUUUAUCCAUCGUGUUAAAUAAAACCGGGUUUGUUAAAUUAUAAUAUCUAUUGAUUAUUGGAUUAUAAUUCGAUCGAUCGAUUGGACACUCGCGUAAAUUCAGCUUAUAAGACCGAUUGCAUAUUAUUAAAUUAUUUAAUUUAAUUUAAUAAUAAUUUAUUUUAAUUAAAUUAUAUUAAACGAUUAAUAUAUUUGUAUAUGUAACCUAGGAAAUAAUAAAUAUUUGUCUAUGUUAUAUUAUAUGUUUACAGUGGAAAUAUUUAAAAAUAUUAACGGGUAUAUUAUUCGAGUACAAAAUUGUUGAAAAUCGUAUUUUUAUUUGUACGCAGGUGGCGCGUGGCCAUGCGAUCUCGUAGGGUGUACACAUUUAUUGGUGUUUAUGUAUAGGUAAAAUUUACUUCGAAUCAAAUAGAGUCGAUGAAAAUUAUUCAUUAUAAAAAGUAUACGUUUUGAAAGGUAUCCGAACGAUACAUAUAGUUAUUGUGAAAAAUCCGUUCACAUAAAAUUGCCUUUUGACAAAUGAUUGUUUAUGAUAAAAAUGUUAUCAUCUAACAAACGCCCCCUAUAUCUGGCACACACGCGUGCCUGUUACGUGUGUGUUUUUUUUUUAAAUUUGUUUGUGUAAGGUUUACGUAUAAUUUUAAUACAAUAUAUUAUGCAUAAGUAUUAUACCACGCUGGACAAGACGAGUAAUUGCCGAUCAAAAAAGCAACGUGCAUAUUGUACUAUAAUAAUGUAAUAAUAUCAAACAUUUGUUUUUGUCGGGUUCAAGUACCUCUUUCCGGGCAAGAGAAUUUCUUCGGCGGUCGUCGUGGUUUUUUUUUUUGAAUAAACGUGCGUAGCAAAUUCGACCGUGACCACCUCGCACGACAAAAUAAUGCGUGUACCUAUAGUGUAUACCUAUAGUACGUAAUUUUCGAAUGGAUAAUUCAGUUAAUUGUGUAUAUUUUUUUUCGGGUUUUUUUCUCCUCUCGGUUUGCGCGUUUUAGUCCGUUAUUGUACGGGAUCGAGACUACAGCUGAUAGAUACGUACACGUCUAAUAUAGUGAAAACUAUUCCGACUUUUGGUAACAAUUACCCGCCACGGAAUAUAUUAUUAUGCGUAAUAUAAGGUACUGCACUUGUGCGUUUUUUGUGAGCCUAAUCGAUUUUCUACACGUUCGCUAGGCUCCUCUAUGCGGCCCCGUUAAAUUUCACGACUCUUGCGACGUGUGCCGCACUGCUCCCCCGUAAUCGUCAUAAACGUGUGCGGAUCGAAAUUCUGGGCGGUUUUUUUUUUCUUUAGAAAUCACAACUCUGCGUUAGAAUAGGUAAUAAUUUCAAACGAAUCGCGACCAUUUAGAAGAACAUGGCUAGUGCAGGAUAUAUUUUCCUAGAACGGGUGACAUUCGAAAAAUACAUUUGUAAUUACAAAUUCGGCUUGCAUAUAUUACAACAUGUCGAAUUUGUUUUCAGAUUCUUAUUUUUUUUGUCCGCGAAUAGGUUUUCCUGCCGAACCGUUAUUUUUUUGUAAUUCGGUAAGAAAUACUGUAGAGAAACAUACGAGAUCUAAAAUGUUUUUUUCGAUUAUGCGAACGAAUUGAUCCAUUUUGUUUUCAAUUUAAACCCGCUGAAUUUUAAAUAGUAGCAUAGGAAAAUUUGUAUACACUCCGUGUCUAAAUUAUGUAGGAAUAUAGUUGGACGAAAACAUUUGUUUUUGUUCUAGCCCGGAAUGCGUUCUCCGAUUUAAUCUUUUAUUUGUCGUAGUGGAAAUAUAACGACUAUAAACAGGUAUUAGGUACUUGUAUUAUAGUUCUGUGACCACAAAAAAAAAAAUGUCAUUAGAACAGGGUGCAGUGAACACACACCGACACUACCGUCACACAUACUGUCAUCGUAUAUGUUUGUGGCGUAAAUUACUCAAUGUCGUGCUGCUAUCGGGUAUUCGAGUGUGUAGUUGUGAACUGGAAACAUAAAAAAAAAAAACCUCGAAACGUGAACAAUUAAAAUGCACGUAAAUUAAUAAGUUGAGCGUUGGAGCGUAAAUCCUUGUUUUAUUUUUUAUUUUAAAACAUUUUUAUGUAGUGUAACAAAACAAAAAUAAAAAUAAAAAAAUAAUACAUUUUGAAUGCGUUCAUGAAGAUGUUGUGUUUAUAAUCCACUUGGAAAAGUAUUUUUUUUUUUUUUGAAGGGUGGAAGAUGUUCAUAUUUGUUGAUGCUUGGACUUAAAAUUUUUUUUGAAAAAAUGAACUCGAUUGGUUUAAAGCAUCGUCUCUCAACCUUUUUAGGUCGUGACCCCCAAAAUAGGUAUAAAAUAUAGUCAAUCACUUCGCGAACCCCCCCCCCCCCCNGAGAAUUUGUUUUUGAAAAUACAUUUUCUAGUUCAAAGAUUAUAGUUAUUUUCAAUGUGAUAAAGAAAACCAUACUAGCAAAGCAAACUGUGGUAUGAAGGGCGAGGUUGUAUUAGAUACUAUGAUGUUCAUAUUUAUUAGUAAUACCGUGAUUUAUGUAAAUAGUUUUGUAAAAUUAUUAGAUAAAAAAAAAACUCGGGCAAUUAAAUAACUUUAUCAUUAUUUUUAUUUUGCGGUCAUAAAGUAUAAUUAUGUUUCGAAUUAAUUGAUUGUAUAUUUAUUCUUUGUUAUAAUAUUAAUGCUACACCCUCCAAAACAAAAACAACUACAAAGUCAAACUUUUUUGGAUUCCUGGACAUUGUAACAUAAAAGAAAAUGAGCUCGCUGACCUCGCAGCAAAAGCCGCAAUCUCCUUACCACUAUCAUUGUCUACACCAUCGUUUCUCAACCUUUUUAGUGUCGCGACCCCCAAAACAGGUAUAAAAUAUAGUCAAUCACUUCGCGAACCCCCCCCCUCCAUCUAGGUUAAGUAAAAUUUUAAACAGUAAAAAUAUCCUAUCAUUAACCAAACAAAAUAUAACAUUUUAAAUACCAUUUUAUAAAUACCAUAUCUAGUAACUUAAGCUUAUUAAGUUUGUAUCGGGUCGUUAGGAAUUUCCAUUAGUGGAGUAGUACCCUUUUUAUUGAUGAGAUAUCUACAUUUAAUCGACUGCUUAUUAUUGUUAUUUUUAAUAUUAUUUUUGUGUGUUAUGAAACAGUGUCAUGAAAAUAUUUAAAUAAAAAGGUACAUUUUGUAAAUCAGCGUUUUAUUAUUUUUGACCUGCGCGACCCCUAGUCAAGGUGUUCCCCUGGUUGAGAAACGCUGGUUUAAAGUGUUAAUAAAAAAAAAAAAAAAUCUUUUAUAGAAACACAAUUUAUGGACGGAAGAAAAUGUGUCGAAUUAGAUAUCUAUACGUAUUUAGGGUUUUAGGAAAAUGUUGAAAUAUUUGUGUACUGUUAUUUAUUUUAAUAUUUUUGAGUAUAGCGGGUAUCCUUUAUUGGAAUAAUCAUUCAUAAAUUACUAUAGUUAUAGUUAUAAUAUCUCGUGUUUUUAUUUAUUUUCAGGAUUUGUAGAAGUUGAGGAUGGCAAUACGAUCCAAGUAGAUUAUUUGUCUCAACAAUGGCCGACAUUAGUGAGCCAUUACUGGGCAAGUGCGUCUGUAUUAGUCGCUGGACUAGUAUUCGCCGUUUUAAUGCCUCUUAUCGGUCUAACAUUGUGCUGUUGUCGCUGUGCCGGAGGUUGUGGUUCUCGGUCUCAACCAUUUGACGCUAAAUAUGAUUCAUGCAGGAGACAAAUUUAUGGUAUAUUACUAGCUGGACUCACUAUAUUAAUAUCGUAAGUUGUGUGUUUUUUUGUUAUACUUUUAAUAUUUGAAAGAACCCUUGUAUUAUUUUGUUAAUAUACUAUGUGUUCACUGUUUAUGGCAUUUAUAUGAAUAAUAAUCUGAAACUGAUGAAUAUUCUUCUCUAAUAACAGUGAAUAUUUGUUUUAGAUAUACUAUAUUUUGGUAUUAAUCAUUUAUGAACUUUUAUUAUUUGUAUUUUUUAGAUUUGGUGUAGUUUGUGCUUUUGUGAGUAAUGAGUAUUUAGAAGAUGGUGUGAAAGAAUUGCCAUCUAAUGUUAAGAAAUCCUUAAAUGACACCAGACUAUUCUUAAAUAAUACAAAACAAGUAAGAAAUCAAAUUUAAUAACUAUGAAUAUAAUAUGCUAAAUUGUGUUUAACAUCUUUAGGAAGUUGAUAAUCUGUUAGUUGUAAACUUCGAUGAAUUGGAAGAAACAUUAUCCAAUAUAUUAGAAGGUAAAAUAAGUGUUAUUUUUAAAUAUUAAAUAAUAAUACAAUUUAAGUUUUAAAAUUAUCUAUUUUAAUAUGUUACAACUAGUUGCGAAAUUGUUAAUUUUUAAAGCAAUAUAAUUUAAGUUUUAAAAAUAUAUAUAUUUUAAUGUUACAGCUAGUGGCGAAAUUGUUAAGAAAAAACUUGGAGAUGUUUCUAAAGCGUCAGUUUUAUCUAAUUUAACUGCUGUUGUAAAUGGACUAGGGCUAAUCAAACAAGAUCUCUCUAAUGUAGAUUUAUUAACCCGUCAAUUACAAGAAACUGCAUUGCAAUUAGAUGCUGGUACAUACCAAUUUCACUACAAUAUUUUAAUUACUGUCAACCUUAAAAAUAAUAUUAUUAAUUGAUUUUGUUCUGUUUAUAAUUAAAGCUUUAAAGGAAUGUCGAACAAUUAUAAUGAGAAAAUUGGAGUCUUGCAAAUUUGAACGUACUUGUCGUGAUAUUUUAAACCGAUAUAACAUCGAAGAUCUUUCUUUAGAAGCAAACUUCAGUAUGGUAAGCAAAAUAAUCAAUAUCUAAGAACUAUAUUGUUAUUAUUUUCAACAUAAAAUUAUAAUAUAUUGAAAUGUAUUAAUUUUUUGCUUACCGUGGAUAGAUAUUAGAUAAUGAUUUACCAAAGGUAGGCUAUCAGAUAUUUGUAGCUUAAUUGUAAUAGUUUGUAUAUCUUAUGUAAUUAUUAUUACAUCUCUAUAUUACAAAUAUACUUUUUAGAUAAAUUGAAACUGAAAACUUUAAGGAUUAUUAAUACAAUUAUUAUAAUUUUUUAUAUGUAAAAUUAUUUUUAUAGUUGCCGAACGUAACUGCUAGCUUGAAAAAUAUAUCUGAUCUCAUUACGACCGAUAUCGAAGUAGAAGUAAUGAAGGGCCAACAACAAUUCGAGAAGAUUAAAACAAUAAUACAGAAUGCUGUCAAUGAUAAUAUUCCUGAAAUAAAACAGAAUAUCAGAAAGGUGGGAAAUGCAAUUAAAGAACAUUGUGUAAAAGUUGACAAAAUCAUUGAUCGUAUGGAUUCUACUAUUGUUGAAUCAUAUUCUCCAAUGCAACGAGGAGAAGGUCUUUUAAAAGAAUUUUCUCCUUAUCGGUAAUUAAUUUGCACUCUUUUGAAUUAAUAUUUUAUUAAUAAUUGUUUAUAUUUUAGAUACUAUGUCUGUUUGGGUGUAGCAAUUACACUGUUUUUGAUUUUGAUGUUCCUGACGCUUGGGUUAUUCUGUGGUUUCUGUGGUAGCCGACCUGAAGGUGGAUAUCAUGACGAUUGUUGUAACAAAGGAACGGGCUCUUCUUAUUUAAUGAUGUAUGUUUUAAAAUAUAUUUAAAUUUUAUCAAAAAUUACACAAUAAUUGUUAUAAUAUUGUUUUGCUUAGGGCUGUAUGGUUAAUGUUUUUGUCGUCGGCAUUUUUGAUGAUCAUCGCCUUAUUUUAUUUUGUCACUGGAGUCACCACAGACCGUAUUAUAUGUGAACCAUUGCAAAAUCCUACACCUUCUAGGGUUUUAAACAUAGUAAAUCGUUUGUAUGACGUUUCUAAAGUACACGAGUCUAAUGUUUAUCAAUUGAAUAUCAGACAACAACCAGAUAAUACAGAUUUUAAUAUUAGUUCAAUAAUUCGGUAAAUUUGAAUAUAAACAAAAAUAUAAAUGUAAGUUAGUUAAUACUUGACAAAAUAAAAAUAAAAAUAAUAAUUUACAGAGACUGCCAUCGUAACAUGAGUUUAUUCCAAGUUUUGAAAAUGGAGAGAUACAUUAAUCUUAACAAAUUUUUUGAUUAUCCUACUGCAUUCGAUAUUGACAAGCAUAUCAAUAAUUUGGUAUCAAAAAUAAAAUUAGAAGGAGAAAUAGUAAUUUUAACUGCUGAAGCAGAAAAACAGUUGUUAAAGUUGGCUAAAUCUCCUUUAUCUAGCAUCAAUUUUCCAGCUUACACUCAUGUAGUAAGUUAUAAUUUGAGGGUUUGUUUUUAUUUUAAAUUAUUAUUCAACAUUCUUUUUUAAUAAUGGAAAACAAUAUUUAUUUCAAAUAUAGCUCGGGGAAAAAAUAACAUCUAUUGAUUUGAUUCAACUCGCUGACGCACUUAAUCAAACAGCUUCUCAAUUGCCAUCAUCUAAAUCAGAAGUAAAUAUUUUCUUUUUAAAACUUCAAUAAUUAUUUAAAUUGUGCAGGUCUUUAUUUAUAUAAUUAUUAAAUUAUAUUUUUAGAUUAAAUUUUCACUUACAAACCAAGCAAUCUAUCUAAAAGUGCAUCAAGGACAGCAUGUCGCUGCUAUGCUAGAAAUUAGUCAACGAUUAGAGUCUACUGCCAUUCAGCUUCAGGAACAUUUGCGUUUUAAUCAUACUUCAUUACGCCAUGCUGUUGAACAUCUUUUGAUCGAAGUCGAACAAGCUCAAAAAUACUUAUAUACUGAAGGCCCCACUAUAGUUACCAAAGUAAGUUGAAUAGAUAUUGAACAUGUUAACCUUUAAGUUAUAAGUGCUUAUUGUAUUAUGUUCAAAUAGUAAUAAACAAAUAAUAAUUUGUAACAAUAUUUAAAAUGUAUUACUGUUAUUGUUUUCUAGUUAGCAAAAGAAUUUGGAGAAGAAUUCAAUAAACAUAUAGAUCAAUACUUACAAAGAAUUGUUACUCAGAUUAAAGAAGAUGUUGGUAAAUGUUGGCCAAUGUCGCAAGCUUACAAUGCAACUAUUGUUUCUGGAUGCAAAAAAAUAUUAAAUCCUUAUGUGAGUAAUAAAUAUAAGAAAUAGUACAGUUGAAUCUAUUGGCUAAACGAUUAGUUCAUAAGUAGGUUUGCAGUUUACUUUUGAUAAAAAUUUAUGAAAUUUACAUUUACAGACAAUAAUAUUAUUAUUAAUAUGUUUUUACUAUAUCAUAAGUUUGUAAGACUGAAAUAAAAAAUGCAUGUGUACCGUCUUAAAAAAUUUCACUGUGUUCUAAAACUAUAAUUUCAACCCAAUAUAAUUAUGAAUUAUUAUCAAGAUUAAUAUUUAUUUUUUUUGUUAUUUUAGAAUGGUUUUUGGAUGAGUGUCGGUAUUUGUUCUAUACUGUUUAUGCCCAUCAUAAUUCUUUGUGUGAAAUUGGCUUCGCUCUAUCAGAAAUCCGAGCCAUAUCCAGGGCCAUUGGUUGAAGCGUAAGUGCCAGUUGUAAACUAUUAAUUAAUUGAAAUUGUAACCUGUGUUUAUUUUUGCAUUUUAGAGAAUAUUAUGACCGUGAGAAUAUUCCAUUAACAAGGUAUAGAACAUUUGUAUAAUAUUUUUUAUUAGUUGUGAUGCAAUACGAUCACACAUAAUUGGUCUUAAUAUUGAAAAAGUUGAGAAUGUUAUGUUCAGUUUUUAUAUUUAUUAUUAAUGCUUAUUAGAAUACUGCUACUUUUUUUUGUUAUUUAAUUUUAAAAUGAUGUAUUUUUAUGUAUUUAGUGCAAAUCAUAAGAAAAAAAACGUACGGAAUAAACCACGUAAAAAAGUAACAACCGCACCUCCAUGUGGAAAUCGAUCAUCGAGUGUGCCAGUAGGCUAUGAAAAUAUGUCAAACCCGGAAAUUACUGGAUGCACUUCAGCAAAUGAGAGUCGUCAUCCUGGACAUGGCGGAUCAGUAGACUAUAGUGCACAUCUUGGGAGAGCUAAUAUUUUAGUGCAGACUACCAGUCCUUCUGGAGCUUUGCCUGAAACAACAGUACCAAAGUAAGUUUUAAACACCUCAAAUAUAAGUAAACUAUUUGAUUUAUUGUCAAAAACAUAAUUUAAAAUAUUUAUACUAUCAAAGCAUACAAUUUAUUUAAAUUUAUUUACAAUUUUUUUGAUUUUAAAUUAUAUUUUUUCUAUAAUAUCUUAUAAUUUUCUACUUCAAUGGUAUUUUUUAGUUCUCUUAUAUAUUUUGUAAUGAAGGCACAAUCUUAAGAAUAGGUUUAAUAAUAUAUAACUAAUUCAAAAUAUUAAUGACUUGACAAAAAUUAAUUUUUGUUUAUUAUUAUAAUUUUGAAUUUUAAGACCAACCUGGGAUUUCCCUAAUGGAGGACCGCCUCAUUAUCAAAAUCCGAUCUCAUCUGAAUAUGAACGUCCACCGCCAUAUUACUAUCCUGGACCUUCUGGACCACCGGGGUGAGUUGAUUUAAUUGCAAAUUUGUUUUUCACAGUGAUUAAUUUUUAGUAUUACAUUUUUUAAUUGUAGAAUUAUAUUUAUAUAGUACUCAAAAUAGUUUGUAAAAAGCACAAAAAUAAAAUGUAUUCUCUUUGGUCUAUCUAUUUGGUAAUAAGCAAUAGAAUAAAUAUAAGCUAAUUUUUUUUCCCCUCAAUGUAUUAAUAUUUAAUGUUCUAAAUAGUUUUGUAAACAAUUUAAAUAUUAUUCGAUUAAAAAAAAAAAAGCCUAUAUCUCUCAUGAUGGGUGAGCUAAUCUUAUUUUUGCCAUCUACGUCUUCUUGUCCAUCAACAUUACUUUCAUUAAUUCCACAUUCCCUUAUCUGCUUGAUAACUAUCUCAUUAUUUCUCUUCCUUUCAACAUGUCCCAAUACCAUCACAAUCUAUUUUCUCAUUUUUUCCGCUUUAACUACUACUUAUGUAUUCAUUAAUAAUCCUAUCCAGCUUAAUUAUAUCACACAUUCCCUUCUUUUUUACCGCUAUUUUUAUUUUAUAUCUUUGAUUUAAUUCCUAACAACCAUAAAUGAAUUACUUUUUCCAAUAUGUUUAUGAACUAUAAUUACAACUUAAUGGUCAAAGUUUGUAACUGUAUUUUUCUGCUGUUGCUAUCAAAACAAAACUAGUGAAAUAAAUUUGGCCUUUAAAAUAAUAUAAUGCCUAAUGUUAUAAUGUAUUUAUGUUGUGAAUUUUUUUUUUCAGAGCUCCCCCCGAGUCUCAGUCAUCUUAAAUUAUCCAUAAUUUUUAUUCAUCACAAUAUAACCUUACAAAGAGAGAGAAACCUUACAAAUAUCGAGAACUGACUAGAAUUCAAACUGUUGUGACCCCAUUAUUAUUUAAUAUAAAAUUGAAAUUACUUAGUUGACUUAAAUCUACCCAAAUAAUUGCUCUCUUUAUCAUUAUAAAAUUAUUUUUUUGUUAAAUGUUAAUUUUACAAAAAUUCAUGUCGCUGUUGCGCUCAAAGAGAAAAAAAAACACAUCACUAUUGUCUCAUUCCUUCAAAAUACUGCCUUAUUUAUUCAUUGUGAUCAUUUUUUUUUAUUAUUAUUAUUGUAUAAUUUUUUUACUCUCAAUUAUAAGUACACUUUUCCAAUUUGUUGUAUAAAGACUAGACGAUAAUUAAUACUCAUAUUAUAUUAUAAUUUUACCCUUAUAUACUUUGUAUAUAGUAUUGAUUUAAAAACAAAAACAUUAGCUAUUACCCCCUUUUUUCUAUAUUUUGUCUUGUAAAUAUUAUAAGUAAUAUUUUAAUUCUCUAACCUUUCUAUAUAUUAUACAAUUAAGAUAAAAUAGAUUUAAUGCAGUUUGUCAAAUGAUUAAUGUGGACAAAUAAUGUUCAGUUUAAAAUAAUUGAUCGUUAUUUUCAACUGCAAAUCAUUCGCUAUAUUAUAUUUUUUUAUUAUUUUUCUGUGUUGUCAAUUUAACGUAAAACUAGUCAUCGUGUAACGGCGAAAUGACAGACAAUUGAAAAUGUAGACUGUUUAGUUUUUACAAGAAAGGAUAUGAAUAUUAUUUUUUCUCCGCUGUUUUUAAUAUUGUACUAAAAAUAUUUAUAUCAUAUAUAUUUCAUAUAUUUAUUAAUGUAUUUAAACAUAUUAUAGUGAAUAUUAUAAUUCACAAUUAUUGUAGAUUAGUGGUAAAUUUACUCGUGUCUUUAUGGUUCAUACCUAUACAUUUAUUGAAAUCAAUAAGGAUAAAAUAAUAUUUGAUGUUUGAUCUGUAUCUAGAGUAACUUAACAUUUAAAUAUAUAAAGUCCUAUGUGACUUUUAAUUAUUCCUUUGAAAAGCCUGAUUUUUUUUUAUUUAUUUAUUAUGAUUAUUUGUUUGGCAAUAUAUUAUAAUAAUAUAAAUAUAUAAUAAUAGUAGUAUUGUUAAAAAAAAUACAUAAUAUUUUUUUGUAUUUUAUUUUAUGUAUGGUUAUCUCUCUUAAUGACUUAGAUAACAAAUAAUUAUCAUCGUUUAAUUAACUAAUAAAUGUGAGUAUUUAUUUCUGACUUAAAUAGUUAUGUAUUUUUUUUUCAUUUAUAGUACUACUGAAAAUGCCUGAAAAAAAUUAGUGGACUCAAUGACGUUCACUAGAUUGAUAAAUGGGGGAAAGAAUUAAUGUUCCCUUCAAAAGUAAUAAUGCACACCCAAUUUUAUGAUAAUUUAAUGAAUAGAAUACCCAUGAACAUAAGUACUGUUAAGGACUGCCUACUGCAGGUCUGGUGUAAUGCGUUUAUUGUUGUUAUUCCAAUUAGAUAGAAAUUUCAUUAUUUUUACGUUAUUGAAAAAUCAAAACCUUUAUUUACAUUGCAUAGAAAAAGAAGAUGGUGGAAAAGAAGUACACAUUACAAAAAAAUUGUGUUCUAAAAAACCUAUUAAUAAAAUUAUAAAUAUAAAGAUAUUGUUAAAAAUUUAAAUUUAAGGAAUCAAGAUUUUUGAACAUAUUUCA